AUGACGGACGAUGCUGGAAACUGUUGCAGCGUUGUUCUGGACUUCUUUACCGAUGGAUAUCGAGAAGUGAAAGACCUAGAAUCAAAAGAAAACAUGGGAUACGAUGAUGUAAAAAAUAAUAUAGAGAACAUAGAAACAUGGACAGAUCUGGAGAAAGAAACCCGAGAGAAAAUCGAGGAAACAGUGAAGUUUUUCAGUCCGUUCCGAGAGAAUGAACCAAAUGACAGCCAAUUACAGUUGAUUGAGGAACGUUUACCGCAGCUGAACGAGGACUUUUUAGAUCUAUACAAUAGACAUCUCGACCUGAAAACAAAAAUCGAAGAUAACUCUGCCAUAGUGGAACGUCGGUACAACUACUGUAAGACAAGGAAAGGAAGAAUUGUCAUACACGCGGGAAAAGCUCUCUUGGCCGCCAUUCUCCUUGGAUUGAUACUCGGUGGAGUUCUAGGAUGGAAUGCCAUGGAUCGGACUCUACCCACAAUUCUCGGGGCAUUACUUGGAGCAGGGUCCGUACUCGUCAUUGGAGGGCUCUGUUAUUUAAUUUUGGUGGGUGUGGCUGGGUGGGGUGUCAAACGAUGGGAAAAUCUACGAGGGGAGGUCUCAAAAAUGAAAGAAAAAUAUGACCUUGUUCUUAUUAAUAAAAAGCGUCAGAAAUUGGAUCUUAUCGCUAAAAUACUGAAAAAUAUGAUGAAGAAUCUUUCCAAUCCUUCCAAUGUAAAGAGAGGAGCUAGCGGUAUAAUUGAAAACUGUAAUUCAUAUGAUAAGAAUUAAGUGCAAAAGAUAUCUUCAUGAC
This is a messenger RNA of Stylophora pistillata, 793 nucleotides long. RefSeq lists its product as uncharacterized. Lineage: Eukaryota; Metazoa; Cnidaria; Anthozoa; Scleractinia; Pocilloporidae. The record is from RefSeq and is a predicted model, not a curated record.